This is a messenger RNA of Canariomyces notabilis, 1764 nucleotides long. RefSeq names its product galactose mutarotase-like protein. The record is from RefSeq and is a predicted model, not a curated record. The transcript has 3 exons. Gene Ontology annotation, cellular component: cytoplasm. Lineage: Eukaryota; Fungi; Ascomycota; Sordariomycetes; Sordariales; Chaetomiaceae. Gene Ontology annotation, molecular function: carbohydrate binding; glucose-6-phosphate 1-epimerase activity. Gene Ontology annotation, biological process: carbohydrate metabolic process. Bases 490 to 1479 code for a protein of 329 amino acids.
UGAAAGUCGAGUUUAAGAUCAUCAGACAAAGCUGUUGCUGCGGCCUUGUUGAUCUACUUUGCCACUUACAGGCAACCUGACUUUAGCAUUCAUUCCGCUCUCUGAAUCGCUUUGUGUUUGGUAUAAGAAACCCCAGAGACUGUCUCGAGUCUUUCAUGGCUUUUGUCACUCGUGAUAUAAGUUCCAGUACCGUGCAAUAACCCCGCAGUUCGCCAGCAGGAGAAGGCACAGCACACCAGCACCACCAACAACCACCACAAGACCCUCCUCGCCUCGUCCAAGAGGGUUCAUCCGCUCAGGCCCUUUGUCCUCUCUCAAUCGCAUCUCAAUCCCAACCCCUCCCAUCCCAAGCUUAACAUCAACCCCACUAAAUCCAAGCACCCCCGCAUACCAUACCAUCCCAUAUCAUACCAUUGCAUAUCAAGGGGAAAGAAGGGUCAACUCCAAGAGUGAAAAAGGAAAAUCAAGGAAAAAGAUAAGAUAAAGAAGAUGGUCGAGCGCGCCAACAAGCCCAAACCGCCGACGCUGGCGGCCACGCCCGGCCUGCCGCCGCAGCCGACCGUGACCUUCUCGGACGACAACUCGCGCGUGACGGCGGUGCUCCCCACGGGCGAGAGCGUCGAGGUGCUGCUGUACGGCGCCACCGUCAUCUCGUGGAAGGAUGCCGCGGGGGACGAGAAGCUGUGGGUGAGCGAGGCGGCCAGGCUGGACGGGAGCAAGCCUGUCCGGGGAGGGAUUCCGUUGGUGUUUCCGGUAUUCGGCCCUCCACCAAGCCAGGCCGAGCAUCCUCAGACGGCGGGGCUGUCGCAGCACGGCUUCGCGCGGUCCUCGCGGUGGGAGUUUCUCGGCAAGUCGACGUCGGAAUCGCUCAUGGGGCCAGGCAAAGGGGCGACGGACCACGGGGCGGUCAAGCUCGAUUUCGGGCUGAGCAGCGGCUCUGAGGGGCUCGACCCGCAGGCCCGCGCCCACUGGCCCUUCAAGUUCAACCUCAUCUACAGCGUCCUGCUGAGCCGCGAGAGCCUGACGACGAGCAUCGUGGCCACCAACGACGACGACAAGCCCUGGGACUGCCACGUUCUGAUGCAUACUUAUCUGCGGGUCAAGGAUAUCAACAAGGUAGAAAUCACAGGUCUGGACAAGGCUUCGUACAUUGACAAGGUCGAUGGCGCAAAGACAAAGACUGAAGAAUCGGGCAAGUUGACCAUCACGGGCGAGACUGACCGCGUGUAUUCUCCUGUUGACGGGCCUGUUUGCGUCGUUGAGAACGGCGAGACGACAUAUUCGGUGACGCGCGACAAUCUCAGCAACGUGGUCGUGUGGAACCCCUGGGCGGAUAAGGCGGCCGGCAUGGGCGACUUUGCACCCAAGGAUGGGUACAAGAACAUGCUCUGCAUCGAGCCGGGAUCGGUCAGUACUUGGCAGUCGGUAGAGGCGGGUGAUGCGUUUGAGGGUGCGCAGACUAUUACUAUUCAUCAGUGACUGUGGGCUGUUUCAGAUGACGGAGCGAGCGUGAAAGCAAACUUAUGAGGAGGUCAAAGCGAAUGUGAGCAUGGAUUUAUGUGGUUCCUGUGUCUUCUUUGCAGGUUAGCGGGGUAUGGAUCAGGGAUGGCACAAAGAUGUCAUUGGAAAGCGAAGAUGGUGAAAUGAGCUGUUGAUAGACGAGGUGUUUCCUAGAGCCAGAGGUAUCUCCUAGAGCCAGCGAACAGAAAAUGGCAAACUCCCUGCUGAAUGAUAUGCAGAUGACCUUUUAUAUUCCUCGAUCCA